AUGGCGAGUGAAGCUGGAUGGUCCUCCGACGCCAACGAUGCGGUCCAUAUCACCGUUAUCCAACCCGGCGAAAAGAAGCCCAAGACUCUCUCGACCUUCCACCCGCAAUUCACAUAUCCUAUUUUCGGCGACGAUGAGCAAAUCUUUGGUUACAAGGGGCUGAUUAUCCGGUUACGCUUUGCCGCUCAUGAUCUACGCCCUCACGUUCACAUUUCCUAUGAUGAGAAAUUCAAGCCGAUCGGCGAUACGCAAGCUCUCAACCUUCUCGAUACCUUGAAGCCUUUUGCUCAGGAAGAGGCAUUCGGCAACCUUGAAGACUACGAGAAAGCGGUCCAGAACGAUCCAAGCGCCAAAGACUUCAAGCCCCCGGGCGAGUUUGUGAUCGGAUACGACGUCGGCGACAGAAAGUACGAGAUCUGGGCUGGGUCACUCGCAGACCCGGAAGUGCGCAAGCUUCUAGAUCGCGUCCAGAUCCUUGUCUCCCUCUUCAUUGAAGCUGGAACUCCUCUGGAAACUGAUGAUCCAGAGUGGACUCUUGAGCGGUGGACAGUCUACUUCGUAUAUGAGAAGGUGACGCCCCCAACACCAACGGCCUCCUCAUACUCCAUUGUUGGAUAUGCCACAACGUACCGCUAUUGGCGUUAUCAGCGAGAUAUCUCAGAGGUUCCAACAGUCAAGAACGGCGAUUUCCCACUGCCGGAAGUCAAGGUUUCCGAGCUUCCGUCUCGAAUUCGCAUUGCGCAAUUCCUCAUUCUCCCUUCACACAGCCGCUCCGGUCACGGCAACCAACUAUAUACCACAAUCCACGCCGCCUGUAUCGCAGACCCAACCGUUGUGGAAUUGACCAUUGAAGACCCCAACGAACAGUUCGACGCACUCCGGGACACAGCUGAUUACACUCUGCUGCGACCAGAGUUCUUGAAGCACAACGUCAACCUCAACCCGGAUCCGCUUGGAUCGUACUCGCAAAAGAAACGACCACGCGUGGUGCCAACUUCCGCCCUGAUUCCCACCAAACUUCUCCACGAUAUCCGCACAUCCUUCAAGAUUGAGACCACCCAGUUCGCCCAUGUCCUAGAAAUGUAUCUUCUGGGCCAGAUUCCUAAGAGCCACCGCCUGGCUGGCGGCACAAACCUUGCCCGGCUCUUGAUCAAAAAGUACAAGGCCACCGACGAAAACGACCGUCGCUACUAUUGGUGGCGCAUGCUCACCAAGCAACGUCUCUAUAAGAAGCACAAGGAACUCCUGAAUGAACUUGAACUUCUUGAUCGGGUGGAAAAACUUGAUGCUACGGUCCAGAACGUGGAAGAGGGCUAUGAAAUCACAUUGGAUGCGCUUGAGGAUAGCCUCUCAGAGGGCGGUGAUGGAGAAGAUGGAGAGGGAGAAUGGGAGGACCUGCGAGAGGUUGGAGCUCCCACUGGAAGCCGAGACAAGCGUGUUAAGCGCAAGCUCACCGUCAUGGAUGAUGAGGAUGAAGAGGAGGAGGAUGCUGGACUUGCCAAGCGCCCUAAGAAUUAG
Penicillium nucicola is the source of this 1518-nucleotide messenger RNA. It is a transcript of the gene hat1, whose product is annotated as histone acetyltransferase catalytic subunit HAT1. Gene Ontology annotation, cellular component: nucleus. Gene Ontology annotation, biological process: subtelomeric heterochromatin formation. The record is from RefSeq and is a predicted model, not a curated record. The transcript is spliced from 4 exons. The coding region runs from base 1 to 1518 and encodes 505 amino acids. Gene Ontology annotation, molecular function: histone H4 acetyltransferase activity. NCBI's taxonomy places the organism in Eukaryota, Fungi, Ascomycota, Eurotiomycetes, Eurotiales, Aspergillaceae.